This is a messenger RNA of Rubroshorea leprosula, 2354 nucleotides long. Lineage: Eukaryota; Viridiplantae; Streptophyta; Magnoliopsida; Malvales; Dipterocarpaceae. The record is from the annotation of a GenBank genome assembly.
ACCCUUCUGUGCUCUGUAUUGCUCCCCUCAAAAACCCUAGAAUUCUCUUCUUCGCUGUUGGUGUCUUGUUGAGAGCGGCAUAAUCAAUGGCGGAGAGUGAGACGUUUGCUUUCCAGGCUGAGAUCAACCAGUUGCUCAGCUUGAUCAUCAACACCUUCUACAGCAACAAGGAGAUCUUCCUUCGUGAGCUUAUCAGCAAUGCCUCCGAUGCUCUGGACAAAAUUAGAUUUGAGAGCUUGACAGACAAGAGCAAGCUAGAUGCCCAGCCUGAGCUCUUCAUCCACAUCAUCCCUGACAAGGCCAAUAACUCUUUGUCUAUCAUUGACGGUGGUAUCGGUAUGACCAAGGCUGCUGAUGUCAGCAUGAUUGGACAGUUUGGUGUUGGUUUCUACUCAGCUUACUUGGUUGCCGAGAAGGUCAUUGUUACCACCAAGCACAAUGAUGACGAGCAGUAUGUCUGGGAAUCCCAAGCUGGUGGGUCAUUCACCGUCACUAGGGACACCUCUGGUGAGAACCUGGGCAGGGGUACCAAGAUCACCCUUUUCCUCAAGGAGGACCAGCUCGAGUACCUUGAGGAGCGGCGUCUCAAGGACCUAAUCAAGAAGCACUCUGAGUUUAUUAGCUACCCAAUUUCCUUGUGGGUGGAGAAGACUACUGAGAAGGAGAUUUCAGAUGAUGAGGAUGAUGAAGACAAGAAGGAUGAGGAAGGAAAGGUAGAGGAUGUUGAUGAGGACAAGGAAAAGGAGAAAAAAAAGAAGAAGAUCAAGGAGGUUUCUCAUGAGUGGUCUUUGGUGAACAAGCAGAAACCUAUCUGGAUGAGGAAGCCUGAGGAGAUCACCAAGGAAGAAUAUGCUGCUUUCUACAAGAGCCUUACCAAUGAUUGGGAGGAGCACUUGGCUGUCAAGCACUUUUCUGUUGAGGGCCAGCUUGAGUUCAAGGCUGUCCUUUUUGUUCCCAAGAGGGCACCUUUUGAUCUCUUUGACACCAGAAAGAAGCAAAACAACAUUAAGCUGUAUGUCCGCCGUGUCUUUAUCAUGGACAACUGUGAGGAGCUGAUCCCUGAAUUCCUUGGCUUUGUGAAAGGUAUUGUUGAUUCUGAGGACCUUCCUCUCAACAUCUCAAGAGAAAUGCUUCAGCAGAAUAAGAUCUUGAAGGUCAUUCGCAAGAACUUGGUGAAGAAGUGCAUUGAGCUCUUCUUUGAGAUUGCUGAGAACAAGGAAGACUACAACAAGUUCUAUGAAUCGUUCUCUAAGAAUCUAAAACUCGGUAUCCAUGAGGAUUCCCAGAACAGGACUAAGCUUGCUGAGUUGCUUAGGUACCAUUCCACCAAGAGUGGUGAUGAGAUGACUAGCCUUAAGGACUAUGUGACCAGGAUGAAGGAGGGACAGAAUGACAUCUACUACAUUACUGGUGAGAGCAAGAAGGCUGUUGAGAAUUCUCCUUUCCUUGAGAAGUUGAAGAAGAGGGGUUAUGAAGUCCUUUUCAUGGUGGAUGCCAUUGAUGAGUAUGCUGUUGGUCAGCUGAAGGAAUUUGAGGGUAAGAAGCUUGUUUCUGCCACCAAGGAGGGCCUGAAACUAGAUGAGAGUGAAGAUGAGAAGACGAAGAAAGAAGCUUUAAAGGAGAAGUUCGAGGGGCUUUGCAAGGUCAUCAAGGAUGUCCUUGGUGACAAGGUAGAGAAGGUGAUUGUUUCUGAUCGUGUUGUUGACUCUCCCUGUUGUUUGGUGACUGGUGAGUAUGGCUGGACUGCCAACAUGGAGAGAAUCAUGAGGGCACAGGCUCUGAGGGACAACAGCAUGGCUGGAUACAUGUCAAGCAAGAAGACCAUGGAGAUCAACCCUGAGAACCCUAUCAUGGAGGAGCUGAGGAAGAGGGCUGAUGCUGACAAGAACGACAAGUCUGUGAAGGACCUGGUUCUGCUGCUCUUUGAGACUGCUCUCCUCACUUCUGGUUUCAGCCUUGAUGACCCCAACACCUUUGGCAACAGAAUCCACAGAAUGCUGAAACUUGGACUGAGCAUUGAUGAGGACAGUGGUGAUGCUGAUGCUGACAUGCCUCCAUUGGAGGAUGCAGAUGCUGAUGCUGAUGCUGAGGGCAGCAAGAUGGAGGAAGUUGAUUAAGCUGAAGUCUUUUACGUUAUUGCGUUUAAGUACUCUUUAUUAUAAGGGUUUCCAUAAUUUUUGUUUUAAGUAGGCCGUCUGCUGAGAUGUUUUGGUUAAAGCCUGGUUCAACGGGAACGGACAAGUUAUUUUCCGAAUGCUAUAUAUGUCCUUUUCUGCUGUUAUAUAUGUUAUCUGAUUUUUCUGUUCUCCCUGGUUGUGCUUGUGGCUUAUGAAACUUGCCCGUGCUCUGGUUCA